Molecule: messenger RNA, 3499 nt
Organism: Patella vulgata (common limpet)
Lineage: Eukaryota; Metazoa; Mollusca; Gastropoda; Patellidae
Product: early endosome antigen 1
Exons: 16
Coding region: 176-2227 (683 amino acids)
Source: RefSeq, a predicted model, not a curated record
GCCGACUAGGAAUGUCAGUGAAACAUGUUCUAUCAUAACAACAUUCAACUUUACCCUCUUGAAAAAGAAAAAUUACGCUGUAUAUGUGACUAAAUUUCAUUAGGAAACAGCUUAAGGAUCGAUUCAGGUGGAAUAUUAUUUCUGUGAGUACCAGUAAUUUAAUUUAGAAUCCACAAUGUCCGAGACUGAAAAAUUAGAACGGUUCACACCCCAGCAUCCAUUACCAGAGGAGAUUAAGAAAAUGUCGCGUGAUGAAACAGUCUGCCAUUUUUGUGGUGUCAGUUACCUCAUUCAUAAUGAAAUAAAAAAGCUGGAAGAACGAUUGAAAGCUACUGAGAAGGAGUUGGAACAUUAUAAAGGUUCGAUGGAAAGAGAGAAAGAAUUAAAGAUAGAAUUAGAGGAAUUAAAAUCCGCUAAAUCUGAAUUAGAACAAACCCUAAAGUAUAAAGAAUCAGAAAUUUCUUCAUUUGAUGUGAAUUUAAAAUGUGAGAAAGAUUUAACAGAACAGUUGAAUAAACAGAAUACUGAAAUAAAGACAUUACUUAAUAACAGUAAAAAUCAGUGUGCUAAAUAUGAAGAUGUAUUAAAACAGAUGCCAGCCAUUUUGAAUGAAAUAAAACAACACAAAUCAGAUAUUGAAGAGGUUCGGAAGUUUUUAUUACAGCGAGAGAAACAGACAAAAGAUGAACUGAAGAAACUACUGACUGAUAUAACCAGUCGGAUUACAGAACAACAGAAUGAUAACGAAAGUUUAAGAUCUAAGCUACAAUGCGUGGAGAUGGAGAAGAUGAUGAUGUCACAAUCCACAGCUUCUUUGACAAGUCGACUGAAAUCGCAGGAAACAGAUGUAGAGAGAUUAAAAUCGUUACAGACAGAAUAUGAGAUACUCACAACACGUCUGACAGAUUUACAACAUGCUCAUAAUAAGUUAGAAGAGGAAAUGUCAAGUUUGUCCGCACAGAAUCGUACAAUAUCACUUGAAUGUCAACAAUAUAAAGAUCAGAUCAAGAGUAAAUCAGAAGAAAGGAAUAAUUUAAUUCAACAGCAAAAACAUAAAGAACAACAAACACAAGAUACCAUUAAUAGACUACAAAGUGAGUUAAAAGAGAAGGAGACUGGUUUAUGUAAAGUUCAUGAUGAAUUAAAGAAAUUAGAAAGUAAAUAUCAUGAACAGCAGAGGAAGGAGGCGGAGAUGUCAGAAAAAUCAGCUUUUUCUAUAAAUGAAACACAACAACUACGUGAUCAAUUAACUCGAGUUAAGAAAGACUCAGAUGCAUUGAAAGCCGAGAGAGAAUUAAUGAUUUCUGCUCAUCAGAAUCGUAUUGAAGAUUUACGUGAAAGUUUUAAAAAGAAAAUGGCAGAAAUGGACAAGUGGCCAGAAAAACUGGAUGCCGCCAUCAAACAGGAGAAAAUAAAACAUGAACACGAUCUGAAAAUGUUAGAAGAUAAACUUAAAGAAAACUUUGUUAUGGAAUUACAGAUAGAGAAGGAGAAAUAUAAAGAAUUAAUGUCUAAAUAUCAGACUGUUAGUAAAGACAAAGAAAUCAGGUUAAAGGGAGAAUUAAGCGAGAUUGAGAAUAAAUAUUCUACUGAAAUAUCGCAACUGAAAAAGCAAAUUAUAGAUGUCAGACGAGCAUCUACGGACAGAGAAGACGAAUUAAAACGUGAAAUAACCAGUUUAAAAGAUAUUAUACGAGAUUUGGAAAACAGAUUAGGCAAACUUAACGCUGAUUUGGGUGAUUCUAAAAAUAUAGCUGAGUUAAAAACUCAACUACGACACACUAAAUCUGAACUAGAGGAUACAAUCACUGAUAUGAACAAGAUGGCAGAAAACUUGAAAAACUCCAAACAAGAGAUUCAGUUUUUACAAGAUACUGUUCGUAAAGAAUGUGAAGAAAGAUUUGAAUUAACCGAGGCUUUAAGUGACGCCAGGCAGGAAUUGUUACAAUUAAAAAAGCCUGCAGGUGGUUAUUCAGCUGCAGGUCGAAGGUCAUCUUUAUCAACUCCACCAAAACGAGGCAGCAUAUCGAGUGUUACUUCGCAUUCAGAUAUACAGAUCACAGAACAUAUAAAAACAUCACCCGACGAAUCAAAUAAAGACAUAUCAUCCAGUAAUCUUAACUUAGGCUAUAAAGGUGACGUUGCAAAACCUUCGGGAAAAUUGCAAGGUGGUAGCGUAGCUCAAAAUAGACGUAGAAUAGCCAAUAUUUUGGGUAAAAAGUCUUGAUGUGGAAUAUUGUUGAUCUGAGAACAUUUCAAACUAGUGCUCUAUGUCUUCAUAACUUUCAUAUUGAUCUGAAUUGUCAUAAAUCAUUAAAAAAAACAAAACAUGGCAACAAAUUGAGAGUGGUGUAUCAGGAAAGACUUCUUAAUCAUACUGAAUAGUGGUGUAUCUUAAUCAUACUUAAAAUACAGAUGUACGUCACCCUUUGAUGUUGGCGUACCAUUAUUCAAAUAAUCGUACAGGCAACUUGCCAAUCGUACAUUAUUUAUACUAGUGAAAUAUUGGACUCGUGUGACGUAUUUUUUUGUAAAAGCACGUGCCGAGUGUCUGUAUUUUAUGUCGUUUAAUGGUCUCAAGCUUAUGACAUUGCGUAAUAUAUUGUAAAAAAAACUACGGCCCUCUUGUUGUUUCAAUAUAUUACUUAAUGUCUUGCUCUCGACCAUUAAACAAUACUGAAUAGUGGUGUAUCUUAAUCAUACUGAAGUGGUGUAUCUUAAUCAUACUGAAGUGGUGUAUCUUAAUCAUACUAAGUAGAAUCACUCAGGUUUUACGUAAAGGAUAAUAAUGUCAUAGGUUUAUGCCAGGUUCCAGCUUGUCAGGGGUAAUGACUGAUCCCUUCACAGUUGAAACUCGAAAUAGUUGGUGGAGAUACUGUCUGAACAAAGUUCUCCUCCUAUACAUUGUGCCACAGACAAUUAGUUUCCUUGUUAGUCUCAUAUCGAGUUAGAUGACGGAAGUGUACCCACAUUAGACUCUCUACGUUUGUUUACUCUCAAGCAAUGUACAGAUACCUUUAUACUUAGAAGAGGGGGGUUUUGGUGGUCGCAUGGUCUUUAGAUCAUAAGGUCUGUCAUAGAGCCAAGUGGCGUGGUUUUGAUCCCAAGCUUGUACAUGGCAAGGAUUAUGGUCGCCUGUCCAUCUCAUGGGUACUCCCACUGCUAAUGACCCCUACGAGCAAGCAAAUUAUUGAAAUACAAUUAUACCAUGUUAGUCCUGAAAUAACCUAGAGUAUGUUGAGUGGACAUUAAAACCCAUUUCUCUCUCUAUACGCACAGGAGUAACCUCCCUGAGAGAUGUUUAAUAGUUUAGUAUUAUUAGAAUGUGCCUUUGUUUAAAACUUGUCAAAAUACAAGUAUUAAAGUAUAGAUUUAUACUAGUAUAAUUAAAAUAAAACAGUGUCUUUAUUCAAGCCAAACAGCAUUCUUAAUCAUUUAUAUAACAUUAUACCAUUGUUUAUUUGUACAGAUAUUAAAUAAAUAUAACAACAAUUGAUGG